AUGGCUCCAUUAGAUAAAGAUAUACCACGACUUCCUUGCGACGUUAGUAAUAUAAAAAAUCUUGACACAUACAUAGAAGUUAUCAAUCAGUUGACCACAUGUAUCUCUAACGCGGUAAACGAGGGAAAAAGCGUCACAGCUGUUAACAAGCGCCUUAUAAAUCUGGCAGCUGAAGAAAUCCGAAGAGCCUCAAACAGCCUUUCCACUGUACUAUCAGCGAAAGCUUCACAUGCCGAGGAACAGUCUUUGAAAAAUGAUAUUUUAACCAUCGUUAGAGAGGAAAUCAAAAAGCUUAAAGAAGUGCUAACUCCCACUUCCAAUGCGCCUGGCCCUACAUACGCGGAAGUGGCAUCUAUUGCCCCAAAAAAACCAGCAAUUGUUAUCAAAUCUACAAACCCUACAGCAAAAUCAUCCGACAUUCUCGCUACCUGGAAAAAGAACAUUUCAUUUAAGAAAGAAAAAUAUGCACCUGUUAAAAUGCAAACAAUAUCAAAUGGGAAAAUUCGCGUAGAGUUUGAAAACUACAAGCAAUGCGAGGAAGCCAUUACCAAAACUAAUCAGGUAGAAGGGUUACAAGCCGAAGAGUCCAAAAAUAGAAGUCCUCUCAUUAUUCUUAAAGGAAUUACAAAAGAAACGGCAAAAGAAGAACUAAUUGAAAUUAUUUCCUACCAAAAUUCGAUCCCUGAGGACGCAUUACGUCUUUGUUUCCUUACUUCAAAUAAGAAUAACGCUUUAUACAAUGCAGUUUUGGAAGUGACACCUAAAUACUACACAACUAUUACCACAUACGGACGAGUAGCCAUUAAUCAUCAACGAGUGUUUGUCGGGCCUUUCUCGAGAUUUGUUCAAUGCCAUCUGUGUUUACAAUUUGGACAUACAAAAACGAAAUGUGCCAUAACAAUUCACCCAUGCGCGUUUUGUGCCUCAGAAGACCACAAUAUUAUGGACUGCCCAAACAGAACCUCUGACGAAAAACGAAAGUGCUACAACUGCCACAAACAUAAUUUGAAGACCAACGCCAAUGCCGACAUUAGACAUAAUGCAACAAAUGUAAAACUGUGCCCUAGAAUCAUCUCUAUUAAAAAGAAAUUAGAGGAAUCUACUGAUUAUGGACUUACAAACUAA
Parnassius apollo (apollo) is the source of this 1125-nucleotide messenger RNA. NCBI's taxonomy places the organism in Eukaryota, Metazoa, Arthropoda, Insecta, Lepidoptera, Papilionidae. The record is from the annotation of a GenBank genome assembly.